AUGCCCUUACCUUUCAAGAAGGGUGAACCUGAUCUGCCUGACAAUCGGAAAGCUGCUAUGAGCCGACUUCACGGAUUGAAAAAUCAGUUCCUGAAGAGACCAAAGUACCAUGAACACUACAUGACUUUCAUGAAUCACUACAUGACUUUCAUGAAUGAGAUUCUUAAGCGAGGUGAUGCUGAGAAGAUUCCCACAGAUGAAGUGUCUACUUCAAGCAGUUGGUAUAUACCACAUCAUGGUGUAUAUCACCCUAAAAAGCCGAGCAAAGUCAGGGUCGUAUUCGACUGUAGUGCUCGAUACCAAGGAACCUGUCUGAAUGAUCAUCUUCUACAAGGGCCCGACCUGAUCAAUCCCCUUAUCGGAGUUCUGUAUAGAUUUCGCCAAGCACCUAUAGCCUUCACUUACGACGUAGAAAAGAUGUAUCACCAGUUCCGUGUGACGAAGGAACAUCAAGACUAUCUCCGUUUCCUGUGGUGGGAGAAUGGGGAUCUCUCUAAACCCCCAGUGGAUUAUCGAAUGAAGGUCCAUCUCUUUGGAGCCACUUCUUCUCCGGGAUGUGCAAACUUCGGGCUGAAGCAAAUAGCAGAAGACCACAAAGUCCUUGGUGUAGAAGCUGCAGAAUUUUUGAAGAGGAAUUUCUACGUCGAUGAUGGCCUAAAAUGUGUAUCCUCUGAAGAAGAUGCCAUUGACCUUAUCAAGAAGGCAGUGUCUAUGUGUGCCAAAGGUAACCUGCGUCUUCAUAAGUUUGUCUGCAACAAUCAACGAGUGACAAGCAGUAUCCCUGAAUCGGAACGAACUGUUGUUGCAAAGACUAGUCUGGAACUCGGUCAACAAGGCUCCACAUCAAUUGAAAGAGCACUUGGGAUACAAUGGUGCAUCAACUCAGAUGAAUUCUGUUUCAGACUAACCCUCAAAGAUCAUCCCCUGACAAGACGCGGGAUUCUUGCCACCGUUGCUUCCAUUUACGACCCACUCGGUUUGAUUGCACCUGUGGUUCUUGUUGGAAGACAGAUUGUCCAGGAAAUGUGUAGACAAAAGAUGGACUGGGACCAUCCCGUUCCUGAAGAUCUCCGUCCACAAUGGGAAAAGUGGAGACUUGAGAUUCUGAAACUUCCCAAAGUUACCAUCCCUCGUUGCUUCGAACCACAAGACUUUGGGACACCUCAGGAAGUGCAGCUCCACCACUUUUCAGACGCCUCCUUAUCAGGAUAUGGUCAGUGCUCCUACGUGCGUCUAAAGGAUGAAAAUGGCAAGGUCCACUGCUCCUUAGCCAUGGCAAAGGCAAGAGUGACUCCUCUAAAGCAAACAACAAUCCCAAGGUUAGAACUCCAGGCAGCUAUCUGCUCCGUAAGAAUUGCUAGUAUCCUAAAUGAUGAACUUGACUAUGAUUCUCUCACGCACCACUUCUGGACAGACUAG
Lytechinus variegatus (green sea urchin) is the source of this 1419-nucleotide messenger RNA. RefSeq lists its product as uncharacterized. The record is from RefSeq and is a predicted model, not a curated record. The transcript has a single exon. Bases 1 to 1419 code for a protein of 472 amino acids. NCBI's taxonomy places the organism in Eukaryota, Metazoa, Echinodermata, Echinoidea, Temnopleuroida, Toxopneustidae.